GAAGAAUCGGCAAAUCACUGCACUAUUUACAGUCACAUGAUAGAAAAGAUGGCGACGUCAACUUAUCGUCUGUGUUUCUGCUGUGGAGCAGCGAAAAGUAUAGUUUUACAAGCAAAAAAUGCGCUUUAUUUCAAACAGUCAAUCAUCAGAUCUUUACUAAAUCCUGAUGUAGAUUUAACUCCUGAUAAAAGUCAGCAUAUAUGCGAUAAUUGUAUCAAAACUCUCUCUCAAAUACAAACGAUUCGAGAAAAUGUAACGAAGGCUUGUAAUACAUGUAAUGUGACCGGAACCUUUACAACAUCAACAACCCCUGUAGACUGUGGUAAACGAUCUGCAAAAACGACACCAUCGAAGUUAAGGCCGUAAGGUCGGGUCAGAACAAGAAGAAGAAUCUCAUUGUUGAUCAGCUGGUGAAGUCUGUGGAGAAGCUGAAGCUUUCGUCAAAAGAUGCAGAAGAGUCCAAUUCUAGUUCCAACAAGGACUCGGAUUGGUCGGAAAGAAAAAUGUUGAUCGGACAAUUACGGUCGCCAAGUGGGCGACGAGAACAAAAAUUUUAGGUGCCCACAAGCAAAGUUUAAUCGCCAAUGCGAGUGGGCGAGUAGUAAUUUGGAACCCUGCACAACAUUGUUCUGUAUAACAAAUGAAUUGACAGAAAAAUUAUGCUUGCCUAACAUUUACACUUUGAAUGGCAAAAAUAAGAUUUCAUAUGGUGAAAUGUAUACAUGGGCAUGUAUAUGUUCAGUGUCCAUUUUCAUUUAUUUUCAAAAAAAGUUUGUGUUAUUCAAGUGCAUCAAUAUUAAUAAAUCAAAUUCAAUAAAGUAUAUGUACCUUUUGAGGCUGUUACCAUGUAAGGUAUCUAUUUGUUUCUUUCUUUUUAUCUUAUUGUACAUUGUUGUGGAUGUUACAUGUACCAUCAAUGAAAUUGUCAACUAUGUCACAUAUUGUAAUGUGUGCUUGAGUAUGCCUUGUCAUCUAUUGUUAUUAAAAUACUCUUGUCUUCAUUUUAGUUUUUUUCCCUUUUAGACUCUGAAAAAAAGUAUUCUACAUAGUUGAAGCAAUUGGUCCACCAUGACCAGAAUUUAAAUGCAAUCUCAUUAUAUAUAAAAGAUUGCAAAUAAAUGAUCCUGGUGAUGUUUGUAUUAUGUGGCAUUGUGUACUAUUACCUGAUAAUUCAGAUAAUACCCGGCAAACUGCAGCUCUCCAAAAGUAUUUUCUGGUUAUUAGAUAGAAGGGGAAAAUCUCUCUAUAAAACAUGUAGAAAGAGGAUAAUCUAUAUAUAGAGUGCAUUAGAAAGAUAUUAGGAACUUUGAAAUCAAUUGUAGGAUAUAGUGGCCCGUUCUAACUCCUCCCAUACACAGAUGCAGUCAGAAAAUUUCAAUGGAAAAAAAUAUAUAUGAAUUUUAGCAUUUUCUCUACCUUCGAAACAGAUUAGUCGUCAUCCGCAAAACGACAUCAGGGUUUUACCCAGCAUUUAGAUGUUACCACACAUUUUAAAUUUAAGGGGAAUUUUUAAGAAUGCAGUCAUUGAGCUUCCAGGGGAUGGUGGUGGGGGACAUCCAUGGAAUAUAAUAUCCACAGAUCAUUACAGCCAUAUAAAUUGAUUGAUUACUCAUUUUAUCUGUAUUGUAAGUCUGACAAUUAUAGAAAAUGACUUGGAAUAUAUACAAAAUGAUUUCUGUUGAAAAUUCUCAUACAAUUUUGUCAAGUUUCUACAAAUGAAGUGGAAAUAUCCACUUGUUGCCAAAGGGGAAAGGUACCUUAUACUGUAGUAAAAAACAACCUAGAUAAAUCCCUUGACAACCAGUGCCUUCAAAGUUAAGGCAUAAAGCCUUCAACCCCUUAGAAGUGAGAAAAGCCACCUGAUCCACAAUAAUUGACUUCACGGGUGCAAUAUGACGAGUACAAUUCCUGCCCUUUCCCUUUCUCCUUGUAAAAGCCAUGGAAGAAGUUGAUAAAUUGCACUUUUCCCAUACCCGGUUGGCAAUAAACUAAUGCAGUCUCGCUUCUCCCACAAAUAUCUAAGUGUUUCCAAUUGUUUAUCUUUCAAAGAAAUUGCUGCGAGCAAAUUCGAGUCUCUCCUCCAUUAUGAAAGAACUAUUUGCGGAAUAACUUCCGGCAAACAAUGUAAGAAGAAUUUCUUCUGUUUGCUUACGAGGUUAUUUGUCGGUUACGGAAAUGGCCGAGUUGUUAAGAUUGGCAUUCGGUUUGUUUUUAAUAUACGUGUAGAUAUUAUUCACUGGAUUACUAUACAAUGGGAGGCAUGUGGUCUGCUGUGUUUGUGGUUUUAGUGGGGUUUGUGUGCUAUCUAUUAUUAGACCACACCAAUCAGCUUAAACAGAUGACUGAAGAAAUAACACGACUUCGGCAAGAAAAUCACAAUCUUAAAAUACAUGAAUACAUUCUGAAUGAUCUCAAGAGUCAGGUGCACAGUCAGAAAGAAGACAAUGGACAGUUACGGAAAGACAUAGACCGUUUAUAUCAGCAACGAGAUGUCAUGAAAGAUACGAUGGGAUCCUUAAAAGAAGAUGUACGGAGAAGGGAUGAAGCUUUAAAAGAAUUCGACACGGGAGUAAAACUCAUGCAUGAAGAAUUCAAGGAAAUGGUAAAAGAGAUAGAAAAAUUAGUAGGUCGAGUGGCAAUCAUGGAUGAACAGAUGGAAAAAAUGAACAGAGAAUACGGCACUAUUGUCUCCGAUCUCAACGAUUUGAGGAGCGAAUUGAACCGUGACAGGAACCAUUAUCACAAACAUGACCACAAUUAUUCCGGCGGUGGGAUGAUUCUCAAUAGUAUCCGCUACGCCAUCAGCGUCAUCUCCAACAAACUACUGGGUUUUGCGUUUGGGGGAAUCUCCUCUAUCUUCUUACUUAACUGAAUCUCAAAGAAAUCCCGUCUCCUUUCUUACUUCAUAUCAAUCUUAAGUUUUUUUAAAAUAUUCUUUUGUUGUUGUUGUUGUUUUUUUUAUGUUGGGGGGGGGGGGUUCCAUUAGAUUUGUAAAUAUCUGUUUUCCAGUUGUAUUUUGAACAUUACCUGUUAGCGAAUAAUGAUGUUCAAAUGACACAUGUGAAUAAAAGAUCAUAUUAUC
This is a messenger RNA of Ostrea edulis (European flat oyster), 3082 nucleotides long. RefSeq lists its product as uncharacterized. Lineage: Eukaryota; Metazoa; Mollusca; Bivalvia; Ostreida; Ostreidae. The coding region runs from base 2252 to 2872 and encodes 206 amino acids. The transcript has 4 exons. The record is from RefSeq and is a predicted model, not a curated record.